GUACCCUCUCCACUGAGUCCACCAACCCGCUCAUCGGGGGGUUGGCUUUUCUAGCGCCGGCGCGCAAUCGUUCUUCAUGGCUUCGAUGGAGUUCCCCCUUUUCCCUUCCCUAGGUUCCCUUCCCCCCUCCUGCCUUGCCCCAACGCGGUGGCAACUGUCUCUCUCGCGAACUGCACGUAGAGAAAGAGGGAAAAAGGAGGCUGUCGGGCCGAUCGUCGUGGUUCUUGUCUUCCCCUUUUGGGUAUCGUCAAGGCAGCAAACCAGAAAGUCCGACACCAACUUUGACCCCUCGACGUCAUGCACGGUUCAUCAUGUUCAUGUCGAUCCGGAUGGAUUUCCUGCGAUGGGGUUCGACAUUGGGAUUUUCUUUUCUUGUGUUGCAGUACUUUGUAUGGAGACACACACCCACACACACACCUUGCCUCUUCACUUGCUUGCUUACUUACUUACCCAGCUGAACUGCUGUGGCUCAGAAACUUAUCUUGUUUAAGCGUCAAACUUAAUUCCUUCAAAUGUAUUUCUAACGCAAUUAUGAACCCACCGGCAAAUUUCCAUAUCAAUCUACUUGACGUAGCUCACGACUGUACAAGUACUAGAAUGUUGCGAGUGUAAUCUGCAAUGCUGAGAUUAGGGAGUAGUAGCAGG
This is a messenger RNA of Aspergillus vadensis CBS 113365, 645 nucleotides long. RefSeq lists its product as uncharacterized. Lineage: Eukaryota; Fungi; Ascomycota; Eurotiomycetes; Eurotiales; Aspergillaceae. The transcript has a single exon. The coding region runs from base 77 to 490 and encodes 137 amino acids. The record is from RefSeq and is a predicted model, not a curated record.